UUACCUGGAACGCAAAUGACUGAAAUAAAAUAACCGUUGUGCUUGUAGGCAGCAGUUGCUUGUCAAUUUUUGCGCCAAUUUCAUUAUUAUUUUAUUUGUUUUUUCGCUCUCCCUCGUUGUUUUGCGUGUGACACUUUGGAGGAAGAUAUCGUGAAACAAUACAGAAUCCAGCGCCAAUGGAGGGCGCGGUGACACCAGACGGUGGGCGUCGCACUCGCGCGGCGCUCGCCGAGAUCCCGGUCCGGCUCGAUCGUCUCCGUGUCACCCCCCUGCAGCCCGUCACUAAUAUACGGGAGCGCUCUCCUGCAUUACCCUCUGGCUAUCUCAGUCCUGCACCAUCUCCUGACGAACUGCUGAUACAGCAGAGAGGCCGUAAGCGUCUGCCAGUAACAUGGUCGCCGGACAUCGAAUUAAAAAGAAACUCUACAUUUCAUUCGGUUGUACGAACUCCGCCAAAGGACAACCACCUCUCGCCUUUAAAACUCGGAGUCACUCUACGUUCAACGCCACGAAAACGCCUCUUACUUGACAAUGAACGUAUUCCUCUCACUCCCGAAAAAAUUGACUUUAGCGACAUCAGCACUCCCCAAAAGUUCAAGAUAACCAGCCCUCUUAAAAGCACCCCACCCAUGAAAAGAAUCAGAAUGGAGAGAACAAUGACUCCCGAUUUUAAAGGUCCCAUUGACACUGCUCUUAAAGGUUUGAGCCCUACACAACUCAUUCGCAUGAUCAAAAAUAUAACAUACAAGCACCCAGAAAUCGAGCAAGAGAUCAGGAGUGAAAUGCCUGUGCCUGACCUAACGCCACUUGAAGAGCGCCUUAGCUAUUUGAAGAGCAACAUUUUCAAAAGCCUACCGACAUCUCGUCUCACUUCCAAAACUGAUUCCCCAGCUUAUUCACGUGUUUCGACACAUUUAGCAGCUUUCAAAAAGUGUGUUGUUGAUCAGGGUAAGAUCUUGGUCGAGUCUCAGCAUUGGGAAUCAGUGAUACAGUAUGUAUUUCUUGCUUGGAAUUAUGUUAAGGCCACUCCCGUUUGGGACAACCAACCUCAUAAUGCUCAAAGAAAACAAUGCUUUAAAGCGCUCACUACGUUUUGCAUGACGGCGCUCAAAAAGGGUGCUUUGCAGAAAGAUGUUUUAGCUGAUGUGCAAGACAAACUCCAAGGAAUGGUGGCAGAUAGCGAGGAAAUCAUUUCUUGCUUGAAGUAUGUCCAAAGCCAAGUACAAGAUGUCUUGUAAUGUCUAUUGUAUAAGUUAAGACUUAUGUUGUAACAGAUUCUAUAAUUGUUAGUUUAAGACACAAGACUGAUAAAUUUACGACCACAUCAGUAAUGUUCACCAUAGAUACAGGCUAAAUACACUUAUUUCUAUGUAAAAAAAAUUAUUGAUGUGGUAUAAUGUUAAAAUAUUCUCCUUUCCUACUUCAAUAUUUGAUUCUGAAUUAUAUAUUUUUAAACAAUUAUGGAAUCUGAAUUAUUUUUUGUUCAUUAUUACCUCAUUUUCAUUCUUUUUUUUGUAAUAUGCAAUCGUUUUAUGUUGUGUGCCAGUAACUGUUUGUUACUACUGUGCUUUUUUUAAAGUUCUGUUAAGGCCAGAAAUGAUAUCAUACAGAACAAAUACUUUUGAUUAAAGGUCAAUUUAAAUCUUUUUUAGACCUCACAAAUGUAUUGACUUGCACUGGCCCUAAUAUUGAUUUGUAUCGCUAAUUAAUGAAAUUAUUUGGAUUUCUUUCAUUAAUAAACUAUUUUAUAAAAUUAUAAACUUUUUGUUAUGUAUUCCCAGUAAUUGUAUGUUGUAUGUGCCUUUGCAUUUAAAAAUGAUAUUAUUCUUAAUAUGAAAUUAUUGUUCUUUUCAUUUCUUUCUUUUUAUUUUUUAAGUUUUAUACAUAAGUGAAAUAGUGUUGUACUUUGGUAAAAUUGAAAAAAAUCAAGCAUGUAUUUUAGUGAAUAAUUUUAAUUAUUUUGUCUUCCAUAUUUCUAUGGAAACCGUUUUGAUUGUUUUCAAUUUCAACACAGCUGUGAAGAUACCAAAGUAUUCUUACUGUAACUAGUUGUACGAAGAAUAAUUUUACUUAUUCUAUUUGUCGUCACUAUUAAAAUCUCAGUUCGUGCAUUUAAAAUGAUCAAAAACGAGUUAUUUUUGUAAAACCUAUUGGAAAAAAUUGUUAAAACAAUCGAAUGUUGUGCCUUAUGAGAAGCAAGUGAUUGACGAAAUAUCACUCGAUAUUGUUAGAUAGAAUAAGCUUAAAUAAAUCGCAUUUUGUAA
Molecule: messenger RNA, 2264 nt
Organism: Trichoplusia ni (cabbage looper)
Lineage: Eukaryota; Metazoa; Arthropoda; Insecta; Lepidoptera; Noctuidae
Exons: 3
Coding region: 177-1238 (353 amino acids)
Biological process (GO): proteasome localization; nuclear protein quality control by the ubiquitin-proteasome system
Cellular component (GO): nucleus
Source: RefSeq, a predicted model, not a curated record